Molecule: messenger RNA, 2995 nt
Organism: Gadus morhua (Atlantic cod)
Lineage: Eukaryota; Metazoa; Chordata; Actinopteri; Gadiformes; Gadidae
Product: zinc transporter ZIP6-like
Exons: 7
Coding region: 1-1308 (435 amino acids)
Biological process (GO): intracellular monoatomic cation homeostasis; zinc ion import across plasma membrane
Cellular component (GO): plasma membrane
Molecular function (GO): zinc ion transmembrane transporter activity; monoatomic cation:bicarbonate symporter activity
Source: RefSeq, a predicted model, not a curated record
AUGGGUAAAUUAUUCCUUGUGUGUGUGUGUUAUGGUUUAUCUGUGUGUGUGUGUGCAGCGUGGGCAGGGGGCUUCGUGUCCAUCACGGUCAUCAGCCUGCUGUCUCUGCUCGGGGUCGUCCUCAUCCCCCUCAUGAACAAGGUGUUCUUCAACUUCCUGCUCAGCUUCCUGGUGGCGCUCGCCGUGGGCACGCUCAGUGGCGACGCCUUCCUCCACCUCAUCCCCCACUCCCAGGCCACCCACCACCUCCACCACCACCACAACCACCACGAGGUCGCUGGGCCGGAGGGGGCGGGGCCGGGCCUCCACGGCGACCAGGAGGAGAACCUGGACGGCGUGUGGAAGGGGCUGACGGCGCUCAGCGGCGUCUACGUCAUGUUCCUCAUCGAACACUUCCUGACGCUGGGCAAGAUGUACAAGGACCGCAAGAAGAUACAGAAGAAGUGGGACUCGAGAGAUAAGGAUCUGGAGGAGGUUCCCGCCCUGGAGGAGAACCACCUCAAGCCCCACGAAGACGCCGAGGCCAACGGGGGCGGGGCCCUGGCCGAGGAGCAGCAGCUCAUGCUGGCGCCCGCAGAGUCGGCGGCGGCGGCGGCGGCGGCGGGGGCGGGCCACACCCGCCCUCCGGACGCGGCCUACACGGACCAGGACUGUGAGCACAAGUGCCACUCGCACUUCCACGACACGGUGGGCCAGUCGGACCACCACCAUCACCACGACUACCACCACAUCCUGCACCACCACCACUCGCAGAACCACCACCCCCACAGCCACGCCCAGAGCUACUCCCAGGAGCACUUUGAGCAGGUGGGCGUGGCCGCGCUGGCCUGGAUGGUCAUCGUGGGCGACGGCCUGCACAACUUCAGCGACGGCCUGGCCAUCGGUGCUGCGUUCUCCGAGGGUCUGUCCAGCGGUCUGAGCACGUCGGUGGCCGUCUUCUGCCACGAACUCCCCCACGAGCUGGGGGACUUUGCGGUUCUGCUGAAGUCGGGCAUGACGGUGCGUCAGGCCAUCCUGUACAACGUGCUGUCGGCCAUGAUGGCCUACCUGGGCAUGGGCGUGGGCAUCGUCAUCGGCCACUACGCGGAGAACGUGUCCAUGUGGAUCUUCGCCCUGACGGCCGGGCUCUUCAUGUACGUGGCCCUGGUGGACAUGAUGCCAGAGAUGCUGCACAACAACGCGGGCGAGCAGGGCGUGGGCCACUGCGGCUUCUUCCUGCUUCAGAACGCCGGCAUCCUGCUGGGCUUCGCCAUCAUGCUGCUCAUCGCCGUGUUCGAACACAAGAUCCAGCUGGACCUGGGCUACUGAGUCCGGCUCCGGUAUUGGUCGGCUCCGGUCCACAUCUCCCUGCUCUCCCCCCCCCCCCCCUCCCUCCCAUCCGGCUCCUCCCCUAUGCCUUGUUUUAAGUUCAUUUAUUUUAUUUAUGUUUUUUAGCUUGUGUCCCCCCGUUCUCUGCUCCAUCGCUGGCCGCUGGCGUUCUGCACGCUCUCAGGAGGUUCUGGAAGAGUCUCCCUCCCUGCCGGCGGUCAGAAGCCCAGCUGUGCUAGAACGAUAGACCCUACCUGAGCGGACGGCAGCUCCAGUGGACCUUCGAUACUGAUACGGGAACCGUGGUCCAAUAGUAAUGCUAAACAUUACACAUGGACAAAGUUCGCAACUUACACUGCACUGUAGACCCAGUGGGUCCAGUACAGGUAGAACCCGGUACUCGUCAAGUACUGGAGACCCGGUACAUGUAGAACCCGGUACUCGUCAAGUACUGGAGACGGAUUACAGGUAGAACCCGGUACUCUUCAAGUCUUGUAGAGCCAGUACAGUUACAACCCGGUACACCAAGUACUAUAGACCCAGUACAGAACUGCUGUAAUACUAUGUGUAGUCCUCUUCCCUAAACGGAUCCAGUAGGGUACAUCUUGAAGCCGAUACAGUACCUUAGGGCCGGUACAGGUUCAUAGUGGUGCCGUGCUGUGAUUUCAUGUCAUGACAAAACGUGUUACAUUUUUAUGUACAUUGAGAUCGCCAAAUGUUUUUUGUUACAGCGUAAUUUCUUUUUAAUAGUCAUACAAAGGUCAUGUUUUUUUAGUAGUGUUGCAAUACUUUAACCAUUCUGUUUGGAUUGAAACAAUUGUCUACAAGGACGUAUUUGAUGGUAUAAAAGUGUAUUUAAUAUGAUUGAUUAUUCAACCAUUGAUCGAUAUCCUUCAUGCCCCCAGAGCGAGUCAACUGACCUGUGUUGGGUAUGAAGACCUUUCCCAGGAGCAGUAUUUAAAUGUAAAACUGCUCGUCUUCAUUUAAUUAAAUGAAGAAGAUGGCGCAGACUAAACCGUAUAUUCUCUGUCACUUUGAUCCAACUGGUUUUAGUUCCUUUAGGGUCUGCUGAGGUGAAGACUGUUCGGGUCUCUAGGUUCAAGUUGUAAACACUGUCGCUGAUUCACUGCACUGUGUUGCUUGUUACUGCUUGAAAUUAAUGUUGAAAAAUGGGACUUCAUCUCAUCGGAACAAUGGCAUGGCAAUGUCAUAAAUAACUGUCAAGGGCUUAUUCUUAUUUGAAGAAAUUACAGACUUGCAUUUGGUCAUGCAUGGGUCGCUAAUGUACAAAUACAAAAGUAAGUGGCUUGGUGUCUAAACUUUAAUCAAACGUAACAUUUCAAUCUUCCAAUAUCCUCCUACCCCCAACAUGCACUACUGAGUUGUUUUUCAAAUUCAAACUGAACUUGAGGGACGUUGGUCACGGUUGAGCCAGUGCCAUUAUGUUUUAGAGGUCUUUUUAUUUGAUCAUGUCUUGCCUUCUGACUGCUGUUAGGGCUCCACUGUGAUAGCCUACUGCUGUUAAGCUGAACGCUCCUCUCCUACCCCAUAACCAGUAUAAUUAAGGUACCUUCUCAUUUUUUUACUUUGCUUCUCAUGCCCACUGUUGAUCGUACCAGGUCUUUGGGCCGCUUGGUGUGUUUCUGUGUUUGUGACGCUCCAGAACAGAAUAAAGCUGCUUACCCGA